AUGAAAAUAAAAGAAGGAAUGCUGAAUGGUCCAGAUAUUCGACGUUUAAUAAAUGAUGAUGAUUUCAAAAAUGCCCUCAGUCAGAAUAAAAGCGUCGAUUGUAACUGUGUAAAAGCAGUAAUACAAAACGUUCUUGGUAUUCACAGAGCAGAAAAUUGGAGUGUACUUAUUGAAGAAAUGAUUCAUGCUUUUCACAAAAUCAAUGUUAGCAUGUCUUUAAAAGUGCAUUUUCUUCAUUGCCACAUUGAUAAGUUUGCGGAGCAGUCUCCAUGCGAAUCUGAUGAACACGGCGAACGUUUUCACCCAAUAGCUGCUAAUCUUGAAUAUUGA
This is a messenger RNA of Brassicogethes aeneus, 330 nucleotides long. Lineage: Eukaryota; Metazoa; Arthropoda; Insecta; Coleoptera; Nitidulidae. The record is from the annotation of a GenBank genome assembly.